This is a messenger RNA of Eimeria mitis, 2847 nucleotides long. RefSeq names its product lipase domain-containing protein, putative. The transcript has a single exon. The record is from RefSeq and is a predicted model, not a curated record. Lineage: Eukaryota; Apicomplexa; Conoidasida; Eucoccidiorida; Eimeriidae. The coding region runs from base 1 to 2847 and encodes 948 amino acids. Gene Ontology annotation, biological process: lipid metabolic process.
AUGCUGCAGCCCGGGGGUUCCAGAAGUUGCCGGGUCUUCCCAAGGACAUUUGUGUCCCACUGCGGCAGAUUUUGCCCAUUUAUCGUCUGUGUAUUCACAUUCCUGCCCUUUGCAUUGCCUCAGGAGCACAUAGAGCCCGUCAGUAGUGUAGGCGACCCUCAUGUCGUCUCAUCAGGUCAACCUGUGGAACCGGCCAUUGCAGCUGUCCCUCUUGCCUUCUCCCCCGAACUUGAUACUGAGAUGCCAGACGAUCGUCCUCAAGUUCUUCUCCUGUCCCCUCCGUUCGCGGAUAACGCUGUCCAAGGGACUGAACCAACUUCCGCGUCACCUUCAACCACGGACAAUGCCGGUGGCGAUUUGCCUUCGAACACAGUGUUGCGUGGACCAGUCUCACCGACUUCAGCUCCCCAAGAAUCGGUGACUCCCCCGCAUCAACUGAAUCAGUACAGUUCUAUCCCACAGUUUGCUCCUAUGACGGUUACCAUUGUUGUUGGAGCCGGAGAGACUGUGAGGGACUGCACUGAGGAGCUUCCAUCCCAGAGUUUCCUGAUGAGCGUCGCCAGACGUUUUCAGCAGCUCCAGCUCCUGCCCCUGCUCGCAGCCUUUGGUCAACAGAGCUUGAAGGUGGUGACUAACCGCGUGCACUCUUCUACUCCGUUGGUUCCUCCUGCUCCUCGUCUUCUGCAGGCAGAUUCCCUCUUGCUGUUCCGCGAAACUUCGACGAAAGAAAGGACACAACAAACGAUGCUAGUAGAAGUAGCGUCGCGAACACCCAUGCUCCCGCAGUUCGUCUGGCAACGGGGCCUGGGUUUCAAGGCUCGAAGUGCAGCGGUACAACCCAAUAUCGCUCUGUGGUCUAACCAGUUGUUUGCCCCUUCUCGGCAGCCCCGCCUGAUGGAGAGGGCCGGCUCAAAAAACCAGCCCGUCUUCGUGCCACAGCACGUUCAGCCAAAUGUCCUAGAAGGACUUCAGGAGAAACCUCACUCAAAUGAGUCGCAAGGGACAACUCCUCAACUUGGAGGUUCCUUUUUGGGAAGUAUUCUGCAAGCUCUUGAAGGUUCUCCCAUUCGAGUUAAUUUAGGAGAUAUGGCAUGCGCCGCACUUCCUACAUCUGCUUUGAACCGGAAGCUCUCCUGCUGGCUUCUGGGAGCAUUCACUGAGCGUAUUCUUUGCCGUACCGCCUGGUUUGACCCUUGUCAGGCCAUAAGCGAAGAAACGGCCCAUGGGAAGCCGCCCUUGUCUCCAGUAGUGUUGCCACCAGGGGGGCCGGAGACCCUCUCCCUUCCAAUGAAGCGUUUACUGCAUCCAACUAGAGGAAUCCCCAAGAAGAUCCCAAAAGAUGUCAUUAAGGAGGAAGGGCCUGCUUACCAGCUGUUGUGGCAAGCACUCACCCGUCUAGAUGACAUCUGGGCGCUCGCUUACUGCGGCCGCGAGCUGCCACCCGGGAAUCCUGGAGCGGCAACUGCAACGGGGCAGCCACCUGGAGGUGAGGAGCGGCAGCGACACCUACAGCAACAAACCCAGCAGCAGCCGAAACCCGAUACGGCACACCGAGAAGGCGAGGAAGAUAACGAACGCGAUAAGGGGAAAAUGCAAACAGAACUACCACCGCCCUUUUCACUGUGGGAAGGCGCAUCUCUUCCUGGUUUAAGAGGGACUCCACCGCUUUCUUUGUGGAAUUUAGGGUCCACAGCAAAGCCUACAUCUGCUGCUUCAGCAUCUACUGAGGAAGCAGAAGAGGGUGCGCCAGCAGAAGUCCCAGAGGCGCGAACGGGAUCAUUCGCGUCCACCUUAGGGCAACCGCAAAGUCCCCCUUCUCAUUCCUCCGGAGACAAUGAAACAGCAACAGGACCAAGAAACACAUCAACAGGCCCCUCAGCACGCCCUUCACCCUCAGUCAGUGAGGCAAAACCCACGCGGGCGCGUGACUUUUCUCAAGUGUUACCUGACGGAGCGCCGCAUCUACAAGGUCAGGACCUCCUGCCCGGCUGGCGGACGGAGUUAGUCUUGAAGGCUCUUUCUCCUGGAGUGGGAAAUAGGACAAAUGUCUUGGCUGUUGCUGGGAGGAGAGGGACCGACGUGCUGAUUGCGUUUAGGGGCACCAAGACACAAGUCGAGUGGAUUUUGAAUGGCCAGGCAGAGCAUGCGUUCAACUGGUUGGGAGAGGGGGAAGGACGGACAGCUGCUGGCUUCUCACACAUCUUCAGUGCCGCCUGGCCAGCGCUACAGGUUUAUCUUGCCUCAGUAGAUAGGCCUGAGGCACCUUUGAAUCGGAUCAUUAUAACGGGGUACUCUCUGGGAGGCGCAGUGGCAGCCCUUAUGGCCUAUGGCAUAGCCUUGAAUUAUCCUAAGAAAGUUGAUGCAGUUAUAUUUGGAGCACCACGUACUGGAGACAGUGCAUUCACGGCUGCCUGGGCUAAGAGAGUCAACGGGCGCAACAUCGCUUUCACUUUGGACCCCAUCCCCAGAACGCCGUGCAAAGAGAUGCCCGCAUGCGACAAGCCAGGCACGAGGGGCCCUCUGACCCUUCCCCAAAACUUCCUUCGGUUAGCAACAUUCGCCCCCAGAAGGAAUGGAGCUAGCGGGAGGACUGAAAGCACCAGCACAACGAACGGCUACGGGGACUUCCAUGGCCUUGUCUCAUUCGGACCUGAUGAGCUUGGGGGAUCGACACGCAACAGAAUUAGUCCCGUUUACGUUAGUUACAACCACAUCUGCUCCUACCCAUGUUGGCUAGCCACAAAUUUCAACCCUGGAGAGCGCCGUACACUCUGCCAAUUGCCCGAUUUCUCCAAUCAGUGGGAUCCUGCGCUCUCACCAGACACCUGCCCUGCUCUUCUGUCGUGA